Molecule: messenger RNA, 7477 nt
Organism: Clupea harengus (Atlantic herring)
Lineage: Eukaryota; Metazoa; Chordata; Actinopteri; Clupeiformes; Clupeidae
Gene: alpk3a
Product: alpha kinase 3a
Biological process (GO): protein phosphorylation; cardiac muscle cell development
Cellular component (GO): nucleus
Molecular function (GO): ATP binding; protein serine/threonine kinase activity
Source: RefSeq, a predicted model, not a curated record
GGGGGGGUGUUGUGACCAGACCGGCAAGAUCAUGUGAAGGGGGCUGUCCUAAUUAACUAGGGGCACCAGCGCUCACCGAAUGAAACAAACUGCCCGCGGACAUAUGCACGAACCCCUUAAUAAGUCUCCAUUGAGGUCCAGUAACAUAGUGAGGCGAGCCACUGGUUGCCUUUGGUUUAAAAUUGAUAAUUUCUGAUGGAAUGCUGUGAGACAAGUAAGAGGGUGUCGGUGACUUGAUAACGGUGGUGAAAUAUUCGUCAUUUGGCCACUAAAGUUGUUUCACAGACGUCCAGUUUCGGAAAAUGUGAUGUGCACUUGUGCCUAUUUGUAGGCCUGCUAUAAAUAGGGCCCUGCUAGCACCACAUGCUUGCCUAUGAUUGACAAUUGCAGUGCCUUGGUACUGGGACAGCAGCCUCCGGAGGACAGCGCAAAAAACACGAAUGUAAUUACCUCCCUUUGACCAGUGGCUCCAAACCACACCAGAGGACAUUGCUUUAAAAAGGAUUCGGGGGCUUUGAUAACACAGAAGACUUGUAUUGUUCAGAAGAAUAAUAUCCAGCUUCCCCUGAAAGAAAUUGGUGCAGCCUUUGGAAACUAAACGUUUGUUUGUUGCUGUUUAUUUUAUAUUGUAAUUGAUUUUGUGAAUUAUGACAUCUCGGAGGCCUAUAAGUCGCUCGUACUCAGGCAAUGGGAGAUCCAACAGUCUAAAUGAGGAAGACUCGGCCCCCAGUAGCCGAGCAGACAGCCGCAACUACCUCUCCAAUGUCCGGCCAGAAAACAGCCACUCACGUCACAGGUAUUCUCACUACAGGCCAUCGAGGAGUACAUUUUGUACUGUGAUGUCUCAGCUGACUGAGGAAACACAGCCAUGUUUUGAAACGACCAUGAAAUCCAAAGCGGUGUCAGAGUCUUGCAAUGUAAAGUUCACCUGCGUAGUAACAGGUUACCCGGCCCCUGAGCUCACGUGGUAUAAGGAUGAUGUGGAGCUGGACAGGUACUGCGGCCUUCCAAAGUAUGAAAUCGCCCGCAAUGGAAAAGCACAUACACUCCAUAUUUAUAAUUGCACACUGGAUGACGCGGCCAUUUACCAGGCAUCUGCCCGUAACAGCAAGGGCAUAGUCUCCUCCUCGGGCGUCCUGGAGGUUGGUGAGAUGAGUGAGUAUAAAAUCCACCAGCGCUUCUUCGCCAAGCUGAAGCAGAAGGGGGAUCAGAAGCGGAGGGAGAUGGAGGAAAGUCGUCGCCGCGGGAAGGAGAACAAGCAGCAGGAACAGCUCACCAUCCUUACCCAGGACCGCAUCAUGAGGAAGCGGCGGACUCCCGGAGGCGCUGACUCUCUCAACUCCUCCGAUUCGGCCCAGGAGGCCGAGGAGAUGGCUGAAGAAACCACACCUUCUGAGGAGACCAACGGAGAAGCCAUGGAGACAGCUACCAUGAAGACUUCUGACACGAUACAAGAGAAUGGCAAUCAGGAGGUCAAUCAUGUUAGCGACAUGGUGGACAUAGUUACUACAAAGCCGCCUUGUAAAGAGAAACUGGGAAAAAAGAAGAUCAGGAUUUCAAAUGGAUUUGAGGAGGGUGUGGUCAUCAGUGGCCAAACAGAUUCAGGCCCCGGAAAUGAAAAACAUACAAGCGAGGAAGACAUGAGCCUGGCGCGAUACCUGUCAGAGUCGCUACAAUCGCAAGCAAUUGAGGACAAACAAUGCUCUGCGAUGGUACAGACAUCCAUGGAGGUGGAUGCUGCAGCUCAACAAGAGAAAGAAAAAGAAAUUGAACACGAAAAGGAAAGAGAACACGAAAAGGAAAUGGAACACGAGAAAGAGAGGCAACGUGAAAUGGAGAGAGAACUCGAGAAAGAAAGAGCACGUUUACGAAAAGAAGAAGCAGAACAAACACAUAGAGAAAAAGAAAAAGAAAAAGAAAGGGCUCAGGAGAUGGAGAGAGCCAGACAGAUGGUGGAAGCCAAGAAAACAGCAGGAAAAGCAGAAUCCAAGCAAUCUUCGAAGAAGUCAAAUUCAGAACCCCAACAGAAGUCUACUUUUACCUCUGUGCUGACCUCUUUGAAGGACAUUUUCUUUGGGAAAAGCAAGAGCAAGUCGAUAGAGGCUCCCGAGGAGACCCAGAGUGUCCAUGGAACUAGCUGGGAGAGGGACUACCCUCCGGCUCCUCCAGAUCCUUAUCCUUACAGUCCUCCCGUGUAUUCAGAGCAACCAGCCACUGCAACAGAAGCCUGCUAUGUACCCGCUGAACAAACCACAGCAAUUGAGGUAGAUGAACAACCCAUUUGUACUAGCGACAAAACUGUGGAGGAUGUUGCUGAGGGUUCAAGAACUCCAGAGUUGCCACAAAGCUUGAGGUCGUUCGACAGCCGUGGAAUUAGAGGGGCAGACACAGAGGAUCUCUCCCUAGCUCCCCAAAGGCCACCAGAGGUUUCCACUGAAGAGCACUUGGUGGCCAAGGAGGAGGCAGCAGGUAGCACGGAGGAGGUGGGUCCCAGUCUCAAGGAGGUGCCUUCACCUCCAACUCCAACUCCACCUCCACCACAGAUACAGUUAGAGGCCUUAGAUGACCAUGCGCAAUCCGGAAGGUAUGAGAGUCCUGUACAGGAGGGUAACGCUACUGCUGUGUGGGAGUAUGACACUGAGGAACGGGCAUGUUUCACAGAAUCUGUCACAGGAGACACCGGAGAUAUGCUCAGUUUACAGGGCCUCUCUGGGGAGUCUGUACAGACCCCGGGGCCCUCCCUGAAAGGUCAGGUGGCGCUGAACCUUGAGAGCACAGACAGUCGUGGAACCACAUCGCAUUUUCCCAUUACAACAGAACCCGAGAAGGAGGAGGAAAUGCAUGUGGAUGAAAGUGUGGUGGAAUGUGACUACACAAAACAGAGAGCAGACACAACCUCGCCUUCAGGAGAGAGACCUGAGCCAAGUGAAUCAGGGUUAGAGGGUGACACUGCCAUAGCAGAAAGUGGCUCAGAUGUCAGUACAACUGUCGUAGAAGAGGGAUCUAUUGCAGCUGGGGGGAGUGUAGAGGAAAGUGAAGAGAAGGCAAGAGAAGAGAGUGAGUCCAAGAAAGUGGAGACGAGUUUAGAAGAAAGGAGCCUUAAUUAUAAGGGAGAUGUUUUAGAGGUUUCCAGUGUUACUCCUCAUUUGGAUGUUAGAGUAGAUAAUCCAGAGAAUAUGUUGACAGUACCCAGUGCAGGACUUAACAAAGAUGGAAGCAGAGACUCAGUUGAUGAGGGUCAGAAAUGUGAUAGUUCUGCAACUGAGAAAGUUGGAGUGGAAGUUCAAAUGGAAGAGGAAAUGGAGGCAGAAGUGUGCACUGAAGAGCCCACAGAAGUGCAGCCUAAGGAGCCACACUAUCAGAUGACAACACCAGUCAUAAUUCCUCCUGCUUUAGAGCUGCAAGCAGAGACGGAAACUGAGAACGAGAGAAAAGUUCUCAGUUUAACAAAGGAGAACACCACAGAAAUCUGUGAAGAACCACCAAGUCAAGAGAAUGUUACAGUCACUGACGUUCCAUAUUCACCACCAAGCAAAGUCCCAGAUAUAAUCAUUGUUCAUGAGGAGACACAGGACCAACAGCGUGUAAAUAUGUCGUCAAUCAAUAUUCUGAUUACUGAACCUGAAGAGCCAGAGCCAGUAGUUUCGUUGCCGUCCCAUUCGGCAGGAUUGCAGGGUGAUGCAAUUCAGUUAUCAGACCCAAUGAUAGUGGAGCCCAAUGCAACGGUUGUUUCACCCACGCCUAAAAGAACAGAGGAUGUUGGCGUCCUCCCUCCCAUGAAAGACAUGCAGGAAGUUGUGCAACAACAUGAGAGAGAAAGGAUGAGCUUGGGAAAGGAGCCAGAGCCUGUUAGGACAAGCAGACAAUUAGACUCUUCCUCCAUUCCCAUAAUAAACAUUGCUGAAGCAGAUGAUGCCAUUUCUUCACAUGAAGUACAACAUAAUGCAGUUGUAGUCAGUGUUGCUUCAACAACUGCUCCACAGGAAGAGCCUCCUAAAAAGCCAGCAUUUGUGUCUCCACCUGUUGCCAUCACAUGUGUUGAUAGCAGUCCUGAAAUAAUAAAAGUAGAUAAAAAAGAGAGUGAGAUGGAGUCUCUGGCUGCUAUGCUGUGGGGAGUGAAGAACAACAUUGAUCAGGAGAGCAACGUGGCAGUGCCUGAGAAGGCCAAAGAACCACCCAUGACUGAAAGUGUGUCUGCACUGCCACUGAGAAUCCCCCAGCCAGCAGAGACUGAGCUCAUGAUCCCUGUGCCCACUUUACAGGCCAAAACACCACAAAUUAGCAAAUCUGGCACAGAUAAGAUGGACCUUCCUAAAGAGCAUGAUGACGGUGUGGACCAGCUUAAGAAAGACAAACCAGCUGUGGAGAAGCUUGGUGUGACAGCCCCAUUGUCUCCCAUGAUGAGCCCUUCUAGCCUGCGACGCUUAAUGGCGAAGGGACUUUUCGACAGUCAGACGGUGACAUCCAUACCAGCCAUAACCGUGGACUCGGAGGGGAAAGGGGAUGAGAACAGCGGAGGAAGCACACCUACAUCUAUCCUGAGCUGCGAAAGCAGCCCCAAGUUGAGGCGGAAAGACAGCCCGUCGCCCAUCCCCUCUGCCACCCCCGCGGAGCUGGCCUCAGGAGCCAGGCGCAAGAUCUUCCUAUCCAAAGCCAAAGCCGAAGAAGCUGAAGGCCUGGCAUUGCCAGAGGCCCAGGUGAAGAGAGAGGCCCCCUACAUGUCACCCAGUCUGGCUAGGAGAGCAGCAUACCUUCAGGCCCACCCUGGACAACAGACCCCACCGAUGGAGAAGCGGUCUCCCUUAGUGAGUCGCAGGAAGGCCACUCUGGAGGUCCCCAAAGUGCAGGAAACUCCAGAAGAAACUGAGCCAGCCAAGACUGAAACCAAACCUGCUGAGAAACUGGAUCCCUUCAAAGCUCCUCAAGUUAUCCGCAAGAUCAGGGGAGAGCCCUUCUCAGAUGCCACCGGACACUUGAAGCUGUGGUGCCAGUUCUUCAACGUCCUCAGCGACUCUACCAUCAUAUGGUACCGGGACGAGGAGGAGCUGCUGGAGGUGAAAAGAAGUGCUGGAGAUGAGAGUCAGGUGGCCUUGGCCAUCGUCCAGGCGUCCAGCAGAGACUGUGGGGUGUACGCUUGCACCAUCAAGAACAAAUAUGGCACAGACACCACUGACAUCCUGCUCAGCACUGACAUUCUGGCAGAGUUUCUCUUGCGAGAUGACUUGGAAGUUGGGGAGGAGAUUGAGAUGACUCCGCUGAUGUUCACCAAAGGCCUGGCAGAUCCUGGUAACUGGGGAGAAAAGUUAUUCGGCCGCAUCAUGACUGAGGAGAUGCACCUUGGAGAGGGCUGGGCCCACAAGGCCUGUAGAGUAAAGGUCAUCUACGGCCUGGACCCCAUAUUUGAGUCAGGGAGCACCUGCAUCGCGAAGGUGCGCAACCUCAUCGCAUACGGGACCAAAGAGGAAAGCCAACUCAUCGAGAGAAACCUGGUGAUUACCAAGCAGUUAUGCAGAAUGCAAAACAUAAUCCGAGAGUACUGCAAAAUCUUUGCUGCUGAGGCUCGGGUGGUUGAAAACUUUGGCCCUGCACUAGAAGUGAAUCCUGUCUACUUGAUGUACCGACCGGCCAACACUGUUCCGUACGCCAUGGUGGAGGCUGAACUGAAGGGGGUGUACCUCCGGUACUGCUUCAAGGACGCGUCUGGCCGCCUGGUCACCAGAACCAUCUCUGAAGUGGAGCAGAAGUGCAGUGCAUUCCAGCACUGGAUUUACCAUUGGACAAACGGCAACUUGCUGGUCACCCAGCUUGAAGGAGUUGACAUGAAAGUCACCAACAUCAGAAUUGCCACGAAAACUAAAGGGUAUCAAGGUCUCACAGAGGAAGCCUCCCCGAAGGUGCUUGAGCAGUUCCUCACCCAGCAUCAGUGCAACUACUACUGCGGACUCAUGGGCCUGCGAUCCCUUAAGCCCAUGGACUUGCUGCAGCAGCCCACCAAGAUGAAGGCUUCCAGGAGCCCCCUGCUUAACCGCAGAGCAGGGGGCUCGUCCAGCCCACAGCUGCAGAGGAAAGGGACGGGCAGCCCCCAGACUGUGAGAAGGAUAACGUCCAGCCCAAAGGUGGUCAGGAAGACUGGGGAGGUGGGGGGGGACUCAGCCAAGCACAAGACUGUGGAAAUCCCCAAAGUGGUCAGACUGAGGUAGAGAUGGAAAGGAAGCCAAAAAGGGGAAAAAUCACUUUUUUUUUUCCCUUUCAGAAAUAAAUGACCUAGUCCUGUUUUAACAUUGGACAUCUAUAUCUAGAUUGGUGCAAGCCAGAUGCUGGUGUUUGCACACAACUGUGGCCUUGACUAUAAAUGUGACAGACAAUGUGUCUGACGUUCCAUCUGAAGAGACAAGUAAGGAAGAGAUGGCUAUCAUAGAUAGUGAGAGGAGGGUCAACAACCGUUGUCACUCAUUAUGUAAGUUCAACUGUGAAUUGCUAUGCAGACCAUCGAUUGCCAUCAAGCGAAGUGUGCCCUCUCCCCGCCCCGCCCUGGUAGUACAUUUAGCAGGCUGGGUUGACGCAGAAUGUCAUGUCUCUGUCAAGCACCAAGAGGCUGUUGGACAUGAGGCUCUCAUUCACAGGGACAGGGCACAGUGCUCUGGACGCACCCUCCUGAGAUUGCAAAAUGUUGCAGCGCAGAUGGCAAUGGAUGGGUGGAAUAUACAUAUAUAAAUAUAUUUUUUAGAAAAUACUUUUUUUCUCAUUUUGACUUGUAAGGUUGUCCUCUCUGCACAUGUAUGCCUGAGCUAAAAUGACUGAGGCAAUCAUAACUGCACAGGGGAAGGCUUUUACACAUCUGUGAUGUAAUUAGAGAGGUGAUGCCCUGUUUGUACAGGACAAACUGGGUUUGUGUGACAGCCUGUCAGUCAUACGCUGGGUAGUUGCUUUUUUUUUGCAGCUCAGGCUAUAGUUUCUGUGACUGUACAGAGAUGGUUUAAGCUCCAGUGCAUUACAGGAAGGGCAACCCAAUCCCUUGGGGUUGAUAUCUGGGGCCUUAAAACGUUUUUUGUUUGUUUUGUUUUCAAAUUGCAUAAGAUUCUUAAGAAUGGCAAAGAUUUCUUCUACGUGUUAUUCGGCAUUUCUAUAAAUGUUACAAUGUUUUUUUUUCUUUUUCUGUGGUGGCAUUAGGUAACCUGAUGCUGCCUUAACAGACAACUCAAUUGAGAGUGUGAUAAGAAAACUGCUUGUAGUCAUAUUAUUUAACAAAACAUGCUGUGAACAUCCUGGUGAACCUUGGAACUGUCACUGGCUGUCCCACACCCAUAGAACAGCCUUGUUAUGAUCACGUACAGGUUCAUCAGUUGUCUUGUUCAGAAGGGAGAAUUUUCUCAAAGCAAGUUAGCCAGGGCCAGGUCGCAACACAAAACACACAUUCUCAAAUGCAGAAAUAGUAUAUCACAGCAACACGUGAAAAGGUGCCAAAUGUUUCAACCAA